Molecule: messenger RNA, 2705 nt
Organism: Pristis pectinata (smalltooth sawfish)
Lineage: Eukaryota; Metazoa; Chordata; Chondrichthyes; Rhinopristiformes; Pristidae
Product: cytohesin-interacting protein-like
Exons: 8
Coding region: 154-1179 (341 amino acids)
Molecular function (GO): protein binding
Source: RefSeq, a predicted model, not a curated record
UUUCCGAUUUGACACUUAGUUUGUGGGAGCCUUGGGGACGAUUUAGUUUUGCUCAACUCCAUGGAGUAACUUUGCUGCAAUGAGACUCACUGAUCCGAAAACUAAACCUUGACUUUUUAGAGUGCUCUUCCACUGAAUGGCAAAGCAAAUUACAUGGCAGCGAAUUCCUUGUCACCCGGCUACGACUCCUGUUCUGAGAACUCCAACCGGAGUUUCUCUGGAGAAAUAGACAACAGACAGCUUCUUGUUUUGGGAACUCUGCCGCGGAAAUACAAACAGCUUGUUUUGACCAGAUCAAACUCUUUGGCACAUACUUCAGAUUUUCAAAAUAGAACAAUGAUCGUUAUAAAUAAACAAGAUAAUGAAACCUUUGGAUUUGAGAUUCAGACCCUUGGGAUGAACCAGCAAAAUGCCAAUGCAGUGCAGAGGUACACUUACGUCUGCAAGGUCCAUGAUAACAGUCCAUCUCACUGUGCAGGGUUGAAAACUGGCGAUAUGCUAAUUAACAUCAAUGGAACAAACACUGAAGGUUUUUGUCACAGAGAAAUUGUCAACCUAAUUAAGUCAUCUGGCAAUACAUUAAGCCUUAUAACUAUCAAUAAAAACUCUGUUAGAAGAAGUGAACUUGAAGCAAGAUUAUAUUUUUUAAAGAAAACACUUCAAGAGAAAUGGGUGGAGUACAGGUCACUUAUGUUACAGGAGCAACGCCUCGUUCAUGGAUUCUUGAGGAACGUUGGGACAACAGAAUCUUCGGAAUCUUUUCUGUAUGAUGAUAUAGCAUUAUUUGGGUCAACUGCAAGAAACAAGGAAAGGUUUUCUAGUGACAGUAGCUGCAGGAGCCAGCUCAGCCUAAUGACUGAUGACAGUGAGGAUGGAGUCUUCCAGCCUGGAAUGUUUGAUGACUUGAUCAUUGGGAGCCACUGUAGGCGCAGAAGUAUGGAUGAAGAUUGUGUCUUCCACAGGGAUACAGAAGUAUUUACGCCCAAAAGCCAACUGAGCAGGAGCAGGAGCAUAAGUAUGACCAGCAGCGGGAGUGGUCAAAUGUCACCAUCAUGGGACUUGCACAGAGGCUGUGGGACAAUACCUCGAAAAAGCAAGAGACCAAGUGUUAGGAAGCGCCUCAUGAAGUUCAUUCCAGGUUUAAAUAGGGCAGUGGAAGAGGAUGAGAGUCACUUUUAGAUUUGCAUAUUAGUAAUGCAAUAGUGAUCCUGCUAGCUUCAAAACAGCAUUAAGGAGUAAUAAGAAACUGUGGCAUUAAAUCAUUAAAAUAUCUGUUACAGACUGGAUUUAUGUCCUUUAAGGAAGUUCAACAAAUCCUCUUAAAACAAAAAGUAUUAGAAUUUGGAUUCUCUUUGUUUUUUAUAAACCUUUAACCAGCAGAAAGGUUUAGUAAGCAAUAGUUGCACAUUUCAUAUAGAAAUGUGCUUCUCUAAGAUUAUGGCUUUAGAAGAAGUCAUACAUGAAAUGUUCUUAUUGUAAAUAUACAGUAAUGCCCUGUUAACAUCUAAUUGUCUUUAACAGUUUAGUCUCAUUGUUCAAGGUAUACAUAAAAAAGCAAGAUAAACAUGGGCAAUUUGCAAAUAUUCCUCCUUAAGUAACAAUUAAUUUCAGAACCUCCUUAAAACACUUCGAGGGAUCUCUGGAUUAAUUACCCUUAAAAAGUACAGGAUGGAUGGUCAGCUAAGUGACACAACUAAGCUGCAUACAUCAAUGUGCCUGAGGAUAACAGCAUGAAAAAUUGAUCUAGAUAUGUUUGGGUGAAUUGAAUGGCUUACAAAGAUAUCAAAAAUUCAAUUAAAACUUUGUACUGUAAGGAUAAUCCUGACAAUAUAUCAUUUGUAAUGUGUAUAAUCAGUGCUCUUAUUGAGCAAUAACUUCACAGAAGUUUCCAGAGGCACUGGGAGAGAACUAGAGUUUGCUUAGAGACAGAAGGUGCCUGAACCAUUACAGAUGCAUUGAUGGCUAUCUGCUUCAUCCAGACAGGAUAUCCUGUUCUUAGUUAUCAACAGAACAUUGUAGGCGAGAAAUUGGAUUCAUAAAAAAAACAUGGUCUGAUUUGCAUGCAUAAUACAUUCAUAAAAAUCAUUCUGCAUGUCUCAAAGUUUCUGUGCCUUUUUCAGGUGGAAGUCCUGGCCAUUGUGAUAUUGGACUAGGUACUUCCUGUUGCAAUUCACCCUAGCACUGGUUAGUUUCUCAUUAGUAUUUUGUGCUUAAGAUAAUGUCGUCAAUGUACAUUUUUGACUUAUUGGCAGAAAAUCGAUCAAUAUGUUGUGACCUUCAACCCUUGCUAAUCACUCACAGUGAAACAAAAAGCAAAGCAAACAACAAAAUGGGAACCAGGUGUAAUUUAGAAAAUCCUACUGAAACACUGAUUUGUCAUCAAUGAGUCCUCAAUACUGAUUCCAUCUUUUUGCCUGUAUUUGGACACCAUCACUGAUAAACAUCAUUGCAUCUGUGCACUUGAGUGCAAGAUGCUGCUAUCUGUGACCCCAGUGAUCACUGUGGUAGUGGCCCCAGCACAUUGAGCACAAAUGGGCUGUUCCUGAGCUUGGGGGCCCCAUCACACAUAUAUAGGCACUCUUUAACCCCACCUUCUGAAUUUCCUCCUCCCUUACUCUAUUCCCCCUGUUUUGUGUAUAAGUGUGCCAUUUGGUCUGACUUUUGAUACAUUGUUGUACCAAACAUUGCCAUUGGUUGAAAGUUUA